Messenger RNA from Ilex paraguariensis (yerba mate), 275 nucleotides. The record is from the annotation of a GenBank genome assembly. Lineage: Eukaryota; Viridiplantae; Streptophyta; Magnoliopsida; Aquifoliales; Aquifoliaceae.
CGCCUCCCACAGACACCACCCUUCCACCCACCGAACCACCAUCGACACCACCAGUACCACUGACAACGACUCGAGCACAACUCAACGAGGACUCGCCGAAGCCACCAUCCUCACCUACCCCAAAUUCCUCUACUCCGAGGCCAAGCUCCAUAAAGGCGGCGCCACCGCCUCAGGCUGCUUCGUAUGCUUGGCCGACUAUAAGGACACUAACAUGCUUCGCAUGUUGCCUAAUUGUGGCCACCUCUUCCACCAAACGUGCAUCGACCCGUGGUUAA